AUGACCCUCGAAACCACUGACGAAGAGACACCUCUGCUGCAUGCUAAUGAUCAUGUAGAACCCCAACAGAAGCCAGUAAUUACAGACAAGACGCCUCUCCCGUGGAGCCAAUUUUCCAUCAUACUGUCGCUUCAAGUCCUAGAACCAAUGACUUCGCAAGUCAUCUCGCCGUUUGCACCACAGCUGAUACGAAGCAUUGGAGUAACCAACGGUGAAGAAGCUCGUGUUGCAAUUUACGUUGGCAUACUGCAGUCACUCUUCUUUGCAACCGAGGCAUUGACUACUUUUCACUGGAGUCGUCUGUCUGAUCGUGUUGGCCGUAAACCAAUUUUAUUGAUUGGUCUCACGGGCAUCUCCAUCUCCAUGUACUCUUUUGGACUCUCAAGAACUUUUUGGAGUGUCGUCUUGAGCCGCUGUCUGUGUGGUGCGCUCAAUGGUAACGUGGUAGUGAUGAAGAGCAUGAUCGCGGAUAUCACGGACUCCACAAACAUGUCUCAGGCGUAUGCGUAUAUUCCUUUUGCUUGGCAAGCUGGCAUCGCUCUGGGGCCUCUCAUCGGCGGACUUCUUGCAACUCCAACGGUUCAGUAUCCGGAACUAUUUGGAAGAUCUAAACUCCUAAAGGCGUAUCCUUAUUUCCUUCCUUGUGGCGUGAUAGGAACACUAGCGCUUGUAUGGUGGUGCGUUACAUUCUUUUUUCUCAGCGAGAGCACACAACCUAGCACUAGUUUUGCUCGGUUUCUCGGAUUGUACAAGAGCGAAAGAAGUACAAUGCCAUCAGAUUCUGGCCUUCGAUCAAAAACGAAGCCCCUGCCGUUCCGCGAUUUGCUAGUGACGCGGGUGGUCAUCGCAACCUGCGCUUAUGCUGCUACUGCCCUGAUUGAAAUCUCGUUCCGCGCUGUCCAACCAGUUUUUUAUGCUACACCCAUUGAAAUGGGUGGCCUCGGGCUGGAUGCUCCAGCCAUUGGCAUCAUUCUGGCUAUGCUUGGUAUUCUGAACGGAGUGCUUCAAUUGUUAUUCUUUGUGCGCUUGCAUGACUGGCUAGGAGGAAGAAAUCUGUAUCUCUUCUCUGUCUUCAGUUGCUUCUUAAUGCUUGCGCUGUUCCCAGCCAUCAGCUUCACAGCUAAGGCACAGGGACUGAGCUAUUUUGUUUACCUCCUGGUAGGCCUGCAGCUCCUCGCCUUCGUAAUCUCGUAUUCUGCAUUUGGUGUCGUAUUCAUGUACAUCAAUGCAUCUGCACCCAACCGAGCAUCCAUUGGCGCAACAAAUGGGCUCGCGCAAACUGUGGUGUCCGUCAUACGAGCUAUUGGACCGGCGGUGGCGAACUCUGCUUAUUCGCUGAGUAUCGAGAAGCAACUCCUUGGUGGAAAUAUGGUGUAUUGGUUGAUGGCUGGAAUGGUUUGCAUUGCGGUCGGUGUCGGAUCUGCCCUCCCAAGGCGCUUGUGGUGCGAGUAG
Molecule: messenger RNA, 1452 nt
Organism: Suillus fuscotomentosus
Lineage: Eukaryota; Fungi; Basidiomycota; Agaricomycetes; Boletales; Suillaceae
Product: major facilitator superfamily domain-containing protein
Exons: 7
Coding region: 1-1452 (483 amino acids)
Biological process (GO): transmembrane transport
Molecular function (GO): transmembrane transporter activity
Source: RefSeq, a predicted model, not a curated record